UUGACUCGACAGUUUCUUCCUGAACUUUUGUAAGCUUUGACGACUUGUAUCGGACUUGCGAAUUAAAACACCAUGGGUGCUUGUUUGGCAGUGGGUUCCCUCGCCAGUUGUGCGUCCUGUUUGUGCGGCUCGGCCUCCUGCCUCCUGUCAUCAUGCUGCCCGUCAACGUACAACUCCACCGUGAGCCGGCUGGCCUUCUCCUUCCUCCUGCUGCUCGGGACUCUGGUGUCUGUCAUUAUGAUUCUCCCCGGCAUGGAGGAACAUCUUAAAAAGAUUCCAGGUUUCUGUCUUGGUGGUACAGCGAUACCUGGCAUCGAGAACAAGGUGAACUGUGACAUCAUCGUCGGCUACAAGUCAGUGUACCGCAUGUGCUUCGCCAUGGCCUGCUUCUUCUUCCUCUUCUCCAUCAUCAUGAUCCGCGUGCGCAGCAGCAAGGACCCCCGAGCCGCCAUCCAAAAUGGUUUCUGGUUCUUCAAGUUCCUGCUGCUGGUUGGCAUAACUGUGGGAGCUUUCUUCAUUCCAAAUGGCAUCUUUCAUACAGUGUGGUAUUACUUUGGCGCCGUGGGCUCUUUCAUCUUCAUCAUCAUCCAGCUCAUCCUGCUGGUGGACUUCGCCCAUUCCUGGAACCAGUCGUGGCUGGAGAAGGCAGAGAAUGGAAACACAAAGUGCUGGUUUGCAGCUCUGCUGUCCUUCACCAUCAUUCACUUCGCCUUGGCUUUCACUGCUGUCGUGCUUUUCUACAUCUUUUAUACCCAACCUGACGACUGCACCGAGCACAAAGUCUUCAUCAGCCUCAACUUCAUCUUCUGCAUCAUUGUGUCCAUCGUGGCUGUUCUGCCCAAAGUUCAGGAGGCUCAGCCCAGCUCCGGCCUGCUCCAGGCCUCCAUUAUCUCCCUCUACACCAUGUACGUCACCUGGUCAGCCAUGAGCAACAACCCCAACCGGAAGUGUAACCCCAGUCUGUUGAGUCUGGUCCAGCCCAGCAGUCCAACUCCUCCACCAGGACCUCUUCCUACCGCAGCCCCCGGAAACGUCCAGUGGUGGGAUGCACAGGGCAUCGUGGGACUGAUCAUUUUCUUGUUCUGCACUCUUUACGCCAGUAUCCGCUCCUCCAACAACACCCAGGUGAACAAGCUGAUGCAGACUGAGGAGGGCCAGGGUCUGACCGCCGACACGGUGUCAGAAGAGGACGGAGUCCGACGGGCCGUGGACAACGAGGAGGACGGAGUCACCUACAGCUACUCCUUCUUCCACUUCAGCCUCUUCCUGGCCUCCCUCUACAUCAUGAUGACCCUCACCAACUGGUACAAGCCCGACUCAAACUACCAGACCAUGCAGAGCGCCAUGCAGGCCGUGUGGGUGAAGAUCUGCUCCAGCUGGCUCGGCUUGGCGAUCUACCUCUGGACCCUGGUGGCCCCGCUGGUUCUCCCCGACAGAGACUUCAGCUAAAAUACGGUGAAGUCAGUCAACAUUCGGCCACCAGCCUCUUGCUAUUUGCACCUGAAAGAAAGAUAGCUUUAGCUUCAGAUUGGUUGUUUGACUUGCUUGCAACUCCACAUUUAAAAUUGGAGAAUGAAAAGGUCUUGUGUAUUGUUGAUUUUCAUCGUUCAAGUUGAAAAUUGCAGUUUUGCAGGAACAUAGGAUUGUUUGAGUUGAGCUUCAGUCACACAUUCCAGUUUUUCCAGCUCAGGUUGUUGUUUUAUAUUUUUUUCCUUUACUUUUACAGAUAUUCUAACUGAGAGCACUACAUGCCUUUAAUAGGACAAUACCAAAUGAACCUUUAAGGGAAUUGAUGUUUUGACUACAUUUAUGUUAGUUAUUUGUGCUAACUUUCAGUCUGAUUUUGUGGAAAAUUGUUACAAUUUUUCAGAUUAACUUUUUCUAGUUAAGCAUUUUUUAAGACACAGCUUUGUUCUGUCGCCUGAUUUUAUAACAAGAGUGCCUUACUAUGUUUUGCACACAAGCUAUUCAGGAGGGCCAUUUUUUGAUAUCUUUGAAUUUUAAGACAUUCAGUCUCUGGUGUGAAGUUGCUUCCUUGAUAUACUGAAUGUUCCCUUUUCAUUAUAAUCAAUAAAGUUGACACUUUCUCCCUUUUAA
Molecule: messenger RNA, 2097 nt
Organism: Plectropomus leopardus (leopard coralgrouper)
Lineage: Eukaryota; Metazoa; Chordata; Actinopteri; Perciformes; Serranidae
Gene: serinc2
Product: serine incorporator 2
Cellular component (GO): membrane
Source: RefSeq, a predicted model, not a curated record